UGAUGAUGAUGAUGAUGAUGAUGUUUACUGACAGUUCACAUCUCAAGUCAUUUUUCUGUGUUUGAAGGGUUGAUGAUGAUGAUGAUUGUGAUGAACUCCACUCCUACGUCCUAUUUCAUUCUUUCUGCCUACAUUGACAUUGGACUCCUCAAAUAUGUGGUCUUUGUGUUCCUCCUGUGUUUUUACAUUCUGUCUAUGUUUUCCAACCUGCUGUUGAUUGUUGUCAUCUGUAUGAACAGGAGUCUACAUGAACCUAUGUACCUGUUCCUGUGCAGCCUGUUUGUUAAUGAACUGUAUGGAGCCACAGCUUUGUUUCCACUCUUACUGACCCAGGUUCUCUCUGAUGUUCACAUCCUUCCACGUCCUCUGUGUUUCCUGCAGCUUUAUUGUUUGCACACUUAUGGCUCUAUUGAAUAUGUUCUCCUAGGGGUGCUGUCCUAUGACCGCUACCUUGCUAUCUGCUGCCCCCUACAGUAUAACUCCCGGAUGACGGCCUCCACGAUUUCCAGGCUGGUGGCUGCAGCCUAUUCCUGGGGCACGAUCACUUGCAUCAUCAUGAUCUGUCUGUCUUCAAGCCUGAAACUGUGUGGAAAUGUCAUCCAAAAAGUUUACUGUGACAACUACUCGGUGGUCAGGCUGGCCUGCUCUGAAACGAACAUCAUCAACAUCUACGGCCUCAUCAUCACCUUCUUCAACAUCCUGUUUCCUCUGGUUCUCAUCCUGUUUUCCUACAUAAAGAUACUGCUAAUCUGUUUGUCAGGCUGUAAACAGUCUCGUAAGAAGGUGUACAGCACCUGCAUGCCUCACUUGGUCUCACUGAUCAACUACUCCUUUGGAGUCAGCUUUGAGAUCGUACAGAGCAGGUUCAACAUGACCACCAUGCCCAUCACGUUCAGGAUCUUCAUGUCACUCUACUGGCUCACCAUCCAGCUGCUCCUGAACCCACUCAUGUAUGGGUUCUACCUGAGUAAAAUACGCCUCAUAUUACAAAACCUGCCCCUCCCCAGGCUGUAGGUCACGAUCUUUGUUAUCAAAAUGUGCACGUCAAACGGGCAGUGGUGGCUUGGUGGUUAAGGAAGCGGACUUGGGUCCGGAGGGUUUCAGGUUCAACUGCCAAGUUGCCACUGAGGUGCUCUGAGCAUGGCACUGCUCCCCAUGCACUUAAUCUGCCCACUGUUCACUUUGGUGAUGGGUUAAAAGCAGAGGACAGAUUUAGUGGUGUGCUGUGUAGUUCACUUUCUUUCCAUCUUCUGAAGAGCUCCAUUUUCUCUACAUUGUUUUUUAAAUAUGUUUUUUAUAUCUAGAGUGUGAAUUUGAAGUUUGUGAUGGUUUGUGAUAGAUUAUGUACAGUCAGGGAGUUGUAUUUUGUUACUGUUUCCACUUGUAAACAAAAACCUGGCCGUCCUCCAGAGUGUCCGAGUGUCCACACAGAGUCUCCCAGCAGGUGACGCUGUAGAGCAGGAGAAGGUCCACUGGGGCUCAUUACUGUGUCAAAAACACACAGUGUGUGCUGUAAUGUGUAUAGAUAAACAAAAGAUCAAACUAUAUAUUAAAGUGUUUAAUUGCGGUCACUUUUCUUUAAAUGCAACUUAAUUAAAAAAAGUCACAGAUUGUUUUUUUAUAUUUGUAAUGUUAUUUUAUGACCUCCAGUUUUUUAUGAAUUAGAUUAAGAAAUAAAUAAAACCCUACACACGAAACAACUUAUUUUUUAAAUCAAAUUAAAAAAAGAAACUUUAUAUACACACUGGACAGAAAGUCAUCAGCCUCAAAAAUCAAAUUCAAACUUUGAGGCCUCUUGUCUGUCUGUGUGCCAGUAAUAUUUUUUCUGAUGUAAGAAAACGUUCCCAUUUGUUUUCAUUUGGUUACUGUGGUGAUCCUAAUGGCUAUUUCUAACUCCAUCUCCAGAGUGUCUUGGUGUCCAGGCAGACCAUGUCCUCAGGGGGAGAUGGUGGGAGUCUGGGAUAGGCAGUGCUGCAGUGGGGCUCAUUACUGUGACAUGAUGAAACAAACACACUCUAUGCUAACAUGUAACAUUUAUGGCCUUACAAUUUCAAAUUUAAAUCUGGCAUUGAGGCUACAUCAAACUAGUGCUAAUUCAGAUACUAACCAAUGUAAAUCUUGCAACUCAAACUGACUCAAACCAUGGGAACAAAUUGAAAAAGUGCUGAGAACCUCUAUUUGUUCUAACAUGUUUUUCACAAAACAGAACAUAGAGAGUAACCAAUCACAUUUACUCAUGUCACUUUAAUCGAGUCGUUUUUGUUAGUAAUUUGUAAUCUUUAAGUAGUUUUGGGAAUAGGUCAUUUUACUUUUUCGUAAGUACAUUUUAACUCAAGUAUUUUACUAUGCUGCAUUUGAAAAGAACCUGUUACUGAGAAGAACAUUUAAAAGCGGAGUAAAUCUAUCUGCUUUAACUGAUAAAAAAUUGUGUGGGCGAGCGCGUGCGGAUUUUCCACUAUAUUAAUGUAGUCAGAGAACCUCGACCAAGAGAUGGAUUCUAGCCUGUCGUUGGAUGAUGGCCGGUGACAAGCAGACGACUCAGAAAGAGAAGGAACUCCUUGGUCAUAUCUCAGCUAGCUCUGUUUUCAAAUGUAAACCAGGCAAUAACUUUAUCAUACGUAUAUAAGUCUUUUUUUUACUUUUACUUGAGUAUAUUUUUAAGUGUAUACUUUUAUUUUUACUUGAGUAAAAUUUAAGCAAUGUAAAGAUACUCUGACAUAAUUAAAUUUUUUAGUACUUUUUUUUUACACUUUUGCCAAAACAGCACUCACACAUACUCUCUGUCUCUCUCUCUCUCUCUCUCUCUCUCUCUCUCUCUCUCACACACACACACACACACACACAUUCUGUUUCCGCACUCGGGCAUGUCAACGAUUUAAAAUGUGGUGUAAUUGUAAGGGAUUUACCACCAUCUAGUGGACACAAUGUGGAAGUUC
Messenger RNA from Cynoglossus semilaevis (tongue sole), 2936 nucleotides. RefSeq names its product olfactory receptor 10A6-like. Gene Ontology annotation, molecular function: odorant binding; G protein-coupled receptor activity; olfactory receptor activity. Gene Ontology annotation, cellular component: membrane. The coding region runs from base 73 to 1014 and encodes 313 amino acids. The transcript has a single exon. The record is from RefSeq and is a predicted model, not a curated record. Lineage: Eukaryota; Metazoa; Chordata; Actinopteri; Pleuronectiformes; Cynoglossidae. Gene Ontology annotation, biological process: G protein-coupled receptor signaling pathway; detection of chemical stimulus involved in sensory perception of smell.